CAGUCAGUAACCUGAUUAUGAUUAUACCUCCCCUCUUUGGUGCCAUUCAGAGUGUCAAAGACGGACUGGAAAAGCGGUACAUUGCUUCUUAUUUGGCACUCACAGUGGUAGGAAUGGGAUCCUGGUGCUUCCACAUGACUCUGAAAUAUGAAAUGCAGCUAUUGGAUGAACUCCCAAUGAUUUACAGCUGUUGUAUAUUUGUAUACUGCAUGUUUGAAUGUUUCAAGAUGAAGAAUUCCAUAAACUACCAUCUGCUUUUUACAUUAGUUCUGUUCAGUUUAAUAGUAACCAUAGUUUACCUUAAAGUAAAAGAGCCUGUAUUCCAUCAGGUCAUGUAUGGAAUGCUGGUCUUCACAUUAGUACUACGUUCUAUUUAUAUUGUUACAUGGGUUUAUCCAUGGCUUAGAGGACUUGGUUAUACAUCCUUGGGUAUAUUUUUAUUGGGAUUCUUAUUGUGGAACAUAGAUAACAUCUUUUGUGAUUCACUAAGGAGCGUUCGAAAGAAGAUGCCACCCAUCAUAGGUGUUACCACACAGUUCCAUGCAUGGUGGCAUAUUUUAACUGGUCUUGGCUCUUAUCUUCACAUCCUUUUCAGUUUAUAUACAAGAACACUUUACCUAAGAUACAGGCCAAAAGUGAAGUUUCUCCUUGGAAUCUGGCCAGUGAUCCUAAUUGAGCCUCUCAGGAAGCACUGAUGAAUUAUCCUGCCAAGAAAACAAAUAAAAAAGCUGCCUGCCAUCAUCCUGACAGAAUGAAUAAGGAAAAUCUCAAAGAUCCGUGGGUUGAAGUAGAUCCUGACCAUCACAGCAAAGGAGUGGCUCUUUCACAAAGGCUGCCGCCAGCCAGGCCAAGAAGGAGUUGAGCCUCCAGGGUGCUUAGCUCCUUUCUGUAGCUCAUUCCUUCUCCUCCUCCUUACCCUAAAUGUUCAGAAAGAAACAGAUAUGAUGUUUAUGUACAUAAUGCAAAUUCUUUCAUUUUAAAAGCGGGCUUUUCUUAACAGGUUAACAGUUCCUCUUGGUCAUAGGAAAUGUAAUCUUUUUGUUUGGGACAGGGUUGCAUGUGAUUCAUGCCUUUCCUCUAAGAUCUGCAAUGUGUCUUUGAUGAAGUAAUGAAAGCGGUCAGCUAAGGACUGGCAACCCCAUCUCCAGAUGGUCAACUAUGAGCCAGCACUUCCCUGUGGCAGCCUCGAGUGAUAGUUUUGUCAUUAACCUCACAGGUGGCUUUCCAAGGUGAAAACCGGUGGGAUUCUAGAUAGUGUAUCUCUGUCUGCCUCUGGAAGAGUCAAAGUGUCUGUCAUAAGCCAGCCCCGACCUGGCACUGAGGUCUCCGCACUCCCCUCCCGGGAUGCCCAGGAGACUGGGGUUUGUGUGUGGCCACAGCUCCGCAGGGUGGUGUUUGUCCUGCAGCCUUUCUGAAGAUCUGGAGGAGCCUGUUACACUUCCAGCCAGUGGGGCGGUGGUAGAUGUCACGCUUUUUAUGGCCAGGCAAACCUGACUAGCUUGCAAUCCUCCAUUCGCCCAGCAUAACCUUUUUAAAGUUAUCUGUGAAUAUUGGUAUGCUCUGACAUGUUACCUUUUGCAGCAUGUUUUUGGGUCUCAAAGACCUGGGUCAUGCCCAGGAAAGGUGAUCAAGAUCACUAGAGCUAAAAUGAUCAGGAUCCUGUCUAUAUAAUUGUUAAUUUCUUUCAUUUUUUGAAAGAAAUAAGAGAUGAGCUGAGAACAGUUUUCCAUAACUUCUAACUUGCAGAAUUCCUCAAAAUUAAAGUGCCAAGAAAGGGCAGCACAAUCUCAUUUUAAAGAAGCUAUUCGUAAUGUAAGUUCGAGAGUAUAGUAAACGGAACUACUUUUCACGAAUGUGACACCUGCCUGAGUGAAAACCUGAUUUGACUCCACUGCUCAUACCUAAAUCACCGUCACUGUAGCCUGCACCAUCUAGCAAUUCCGUGGCCCUUCUCCUGCGUUCUGCACGAGGCCGUGAUCCAGAUGCGCCUUCACCAGUUGCGCUGAGUCAGUUACUCAAGGCAGCCCCUGAGCAGUUGCACUUUUCAGAGCAGAACUGUGCUUCGUAAGGUUGUCCAUGGCUGUGAUCUUCCAGAAGACUCAGACAUUUCUUCCAAAGCACUUUGGGGUGGAUGCAAACUGCCAGACUUUCAGAAAGUAGCCGAGCACUUGGCCAGUUCUCAACACCAGAACCAACCCCAAACCCACGGCCAUAGAUGCGAUUCCGACUCAACAGUGAUGCUGUAGGACAGAGAACGGCUCCUCUGGUUUUCCAGGACAGAGCAGCAGCCUGACACAUCUCUCCUCUGCCGCCCACUCCCAAACGCUGACCUUUUGGGUCACAGCAGUGCCACUGUGCCACCUGGGUUCCUCAACACCAGACAGUGCCCCAUGGAGCUACAGCUUCAAAAGAAACAUCCUGUUUUUCUUAAGCCCCUGCAUUCAGUUAUUUAGUCUGGCCUCUGUUAAAUCAAAAAUAAAUUUUGACGUUUUUCUUCA
Molecule: messenger RNA, 2498 nt
Organism: Echinops telfairi (small Madagascar hedgehog)
Lineage: Eukaryota; Metazoa; Chordata; Mammalia; Afrosoricida; Tenrecidae
Gene: ACER3
Product: alkaline ceramidase 3
Exons: 10
Coding region: 18-695 (225 amino acids)
Biological process (GO): ceramide metabolic process; phytosphingosine biosynthetic process
Cellular component (GO): endoplasmic reticulum membrane
Source: RefSeq, a predicted model, not a curated record